UACGAUACGAUCAAUGAAUUUAUGAGCAUACAUACUGAUGAUGGCACUGGAUCAGGAUUUGAUCUCGGUAUUGUUGACUCUGAAGGCGAUUGUUAUUGCGAUCAAUAUGCUUAUAAAAAACAAAUUAAGGAAGAUCCCAAAAAAAGAUCAUACUUAAACAGAAGGGCAUUCUUUGAAAUGGAAGAAUAUGAAAUUUUUCAAAUUGUAGAAAAAUCUUAG
Messenger RNA from Dentiscutata erythropus, 219 nucleotides. The record is from the annotation of a GenBank genome assembly. NCBI's taxonomy places the organism in Eukaryota, Fungi, Glomeromycota, Glomeromycetes, Diversisporales, Gigasporaceae.